Molecule: messenger RNA, 548 nt
Organism: Nannospalax galili (Upper Galilee mountains blind mole rat)
Lineage: Eukaryota; Metazoa; Chordata; Mammalia; Rodentia; Spalacidae
Product: regenerating islet-derived protein 3-beta-like
Exons: 4
Coding region: 1-393 (130 amino acids)
Source: RefSeq, a predicted model, not a curated record
AUGCUGCCUGGCAUGGUGCUGUCCAGAAUGUCCUGGAUGCUGCUUUCCUGUCUGAUGCUCCUGUCUCAGGUGCAAGGUGAAGACACUCAGAAAGAAGCACCUUCUCCACGUAUCAGUUGCCCCAUGGGCUCCCAGGCCUAUGGAUCCUACUGUUAUGCCUUGUUUAAAAUUCCCAAAUCCUGGUUUGAUGCAGAUGUGAGUGCUGAGAGGUGGGCCGAUGGAGGUGGAUGGGAAUGGAGUAACGCUGAUGUGAUGAAUUACAACUGGGAGAGGAAUCCUUCCAUUGCCUCAGACCCCAGUUACUGUGGAACCAUGUCAUAUGCCUCAGGAUUUCUGAAGUGGACAGAUUAUUACAACAAGGAGUUACCCUGUGUCUACAAGUUCAAAGGCUAGAGCAGGGAGCUGGCAGCCUGCAUAUACUAUGUAGUUCACCAUGAUCAAGAGUUCAAGUGUGAAUAUUUACCCAUAUAAGGAGCAGUCUCCCCAUACUACAAAUCUAACCCCUCUCUCUAAUCUUCCCCUUUUCUCUUCUCUUCCUCACUCUCAUU